AGAUCUGUUCAUCUAACGCAGCUCUAAUGUCCGGCGCCCCGGAUCCCACACAGGGUCUCGGCGCCCUGUCUUCGGCGGCACAAGCAGAUGUGACGUCGCCUCCUCCGUCUACUAGUGGACCUUCCUCGGCCGCUGCUAUCGCUGCUGCAGCUGUGCUACUCCAGCAGCAACAACAACAACAGUCCAGCUAUGCUCAAGGUGGGUUGACAUCAUCACCAGGUGGCGAUGGGAAGAAUGGCAGUGAAGAGGAUGCUAGAGCGAUGGAUGAGGCUUUCAUGAGAUCCCUUACUGUUACACCCGUGCCUCCCGGUGACUACACUGAAGAGGAGAAUAUCUUUUUGGUGGAUCAGAUGACAAAACAUCGUGCCCAACUGAGAGGGAAAUUCGAGGGUAUGGUGAGGACUCGCAACAAGAUCUAUCAGAUGAUAGCAGCUGCGAUGAACAGAAGAUUUCCAAAUGCUCAACCUAAAAGUACACUUGAAAUCAAACGUCGAAUAACCUGUUUGGUCGAACGUGUUCGUCGUGGUGGAGGGGACAAGUAUCCGCCAGACCACUGGCACAAUGUUCUCACUCGGGAGUACCUGAAUUGGCAUCCAACCUCAGUGCCGUCAAGUAUUGACGGCAGUCCGGCUCGGGGGCGGACCUCGACCAGCCGAAGGAGAAGGAGCUCCCGUACGACUCGUGAUUACAACUAUGAUUCGGAAUCGACGUCUUCGGCAGAGCAUGUAUUGGACGGGUCUUGGGUGGACGGCAGAGGUCAUGUCUCGCUCGAGAAGUUGCUCGAUAAGAAAUCUGAGUUGGAGAUAGCCCUAAAGCAGGCGGAAUUGGUGAAGGUGAGGCUUGAGAGAGAACUGUUGGCGAUGGACACGAAGGACGCCUUGGCUGGGGUGCCUCCCGGUGCCGCAGCUGAUGACUGUGGUGACGCGGCAGCUACUUAG
This is a messenger RNA of Perkinsus marinus ATCC 50983, 938 nucleotides long. RefSeq lists its product as hypothetical. Bases 27 to 938 code for a protein of 303 amino acids. The record is from RefSeq and is a predicted model, not a curated record. NCBI's taxonomy places the organism in Eukaryota, Perkinsozoa, Perkinsida, Perkinsidae. The transcript is spliced from 5 exons.